AUGGAUCAGACUAUAGAUCUGACGACAGACCAGACUAUAGACCAGAGAAAAAUUUUGAAACCACUUGAUUUUUCAAAAGCCAAUGAAACUGUAUUUUCAACUUCAACUGCUGAUAAUAAUUCAACAAUUGAAAAAUCUGGUACACCAGCUACUCCUGAAAAAAUAACUGAUGAACAAUCUCUUCUUGAAGAAACAACUGGUAUACCAAAUGAUUUUUCUGCGCCUGGAUAUAACAAGGCUAAAAUCUGGGAAAGUUACAACAUCUAUUUUCCAAAAAACGUGAUUUCUUAUAUCGAAAGAAAAUCCUCCAUAUCUCCGGAUAUAUCAGAUUGGAAGGCACUGGUGAAAGAGGCACUACUAGAAAUAUAUCAGUCAGAAAUCACUAAUUUUUCUGCAAAAGGCACUCGGUUGAACAAAAAUGUUGGAAUAGACCCACAGGUAUUUAGGGCGAUUCUGGGCUGGGCCCAAUCGAGAACAAAAGAAACGAUUUCGGAGACUGAAUUUGUUAAUUACAUUAAUAAAUUCAUAGGAAAUAAAAGACAGUCAACUGGAAAAAUAAAACCACAAGGAAAUAAGGUAACCAUCACUAAACAUUCCGAGUCGGACAGCUGUGAACCCAAGACAAAUUAUAAUUUUCCUGAAAAAGAGGAUGAGUUUCUUCACGAAAAUGAUGUAAAUUUACACCCAUUAGACAUGUCAACUUUCAAUGUUAAUGUUCCGGGUCAGUUUAAUGAUAAUGUCAAUUGGAAUUUAAAUUAUUCAUCAGCAAGUCGUGAGUAUUCAAUUAAUUUAAUAAAUGACAAUGUCUUCCAACAAUCAAUGAAUAUUCUUCAUGACGACUAUGAGGAGGAAAACCCUUCAUACCUCAAUCUUUAA
Messenger RNA from Cotesia congregata, 876 nucleotides. The record is from the annotation of a GenBank genome assembly. NCBI's taxonomy places the organism in Eukaryota, Metazoa, Arthropoda, Insecta, Hymenoptera, Braconidae.